UCUAGGCUGGCUGAUUACAUGGUGAACUGCGAGGUGACUCCGCAGACCGUGAGCACCUGUCCCAACCAAGACAAUCACCAAGCCUGUUUGGCCUCCUACGCACGGCUCAUCGGGACAGAAAUGACUCCCAACUAUGUCGACAGCAGCUUCUCCAACUGGACCGUUUCCCCGUGGUGCAGCUGUAAGGGCAGCGGCAACCAGGAAGAGGAAUGCUCCAACUUCCUGCGGGAAUUCACGCAUAACACAUGCCUGAGAAACGCCAUCCAGGCCUUCGGCUACGGGUUAGACAACAUGCAGAACAAAAAUGCGUCCGUCCCCGGCCCCUCGGCGACAACGAAGACGGGUUCUGAUUGGACAACAGCCCCCUCAGAACAUCCCUUUGUCAUCAUCCACAAGUAUCCUGAUCCAAGUGAGGUUGGCCUGGGCAAGACCCGUGGCCUGCCAGAGGACCACUCUGCCUGUCUGUGUGCCAACGUCUGGGCGCUGGUUCCCGCCCUGGCCUUGGCUCUGGUCCUGGCCCAGCAUGCCUUAUAGAAGCGCCAGGAGGAGAGAAAAGAGGUCAUCCACCCACAAGCUGAUCCCAAAAGCAGAAGGUGUUAUUUCGGAGACUGAUAUUAAGAAGGCUGAAUCUCUCUGCGGUCGACGUAAAAUGGCAUUUAUGAAACAGGAGAAAAAAAACAAAAAGGGAAAAUAUUGAAAUUUCGCAAUUGUGAAUUUGUUGUUCAUUUGAUGUAUUGUUAGGUCGGAACACGACUUUGAUGGAGCACAUGGCUUUUUAAAGAGUUCCCUUGGUAGGAGAGGCCAUUCUCCAGAAAUGACUCUCUCUCAGACACAAAUUCCUGGAGGACUGAAGCUGAUCAUUUCAAAGACUUCUGCACGUUUUCGCACCAAAGGAGGGAGAGAGGGAAUGAACAACCUAAUUAAAAGAAGACUGGAUUGACAGAAAAUAAAUUGUUGCAGAGAUAAAGGGAAUGAGCAAGAGGUAAAUGGGGUAGAGCGGUAGAGGGUGGGAGAGAGAGAGAAAGAGACAUAUUUCUGCUUUCAGUCACACUUUUUUUGUCUUGAAUUGGUUCUCGACUUAAUCUUCUCUCAGAUGAACAGACCGCACAUUUAGGGGAGGGGAUGGGAGAUGAUUACAUUCUGUCUCUUCAACACUACUGUAAACUCUAAACUGUAAAGCCUACUCAGUGUUAUAAGUGUUGGUAUAGUAUCCGUGACCAUAAUCAAACUACCGUACAGAUCUUUCAUUUGGGUACUUUUUCAGCAGGGCGGCGAAAAGAACUUAACGAUGGUGACGUAGUUAACGGUCCUUUGGUCAUUUGAGCUGUGUUUGUUAAUGACUGUGGGUGUGCGCCAAACGUCCACCUUCACAUGUGUAUUUUUCUGUCUCUAUGUAUAUAUACAACUCUUUUCUUUCAUUCAACCAAAUGAUGUACCUUGAAUGGACUGUACUCUAAGAUGACUCUGUACUGGGACGAAUUGAAGGCCUUCAUUAUCUGCGUUUAUAUUUGUCUAUAAAGUAUUGAUCACAAAGAAUGUAUACAGGGAUGAGAUUAAACAAGCUCAAACUGCUUGGAAAGCCAUAA
Messenger RNA from Notothenia coriiceps (black rockcod), 1586 nucleotides. RefSeq names its product GDNF family receptor alpha-2-like. The coding region runs from base 19 to 534 and encodes 171 amino acids. Gene Ontology annotation, biological process: nervous system development. Lineage: Eukaryota; Metazoa; Chordata; Actinopteri; Perciformes; Nototheniidae. Gene Ontology annotation, cellular component: external side of plasma membrane; signaling receptor complex. Gene Ontology annotation, molecular function: signaling receptor activity. The transcript is spliced from 4 exons. The record is from RefSeq and is a predicted model, not a curated record.